AUGAAACCUGUGAUUAUGUUCAGUGAAAAAUGUAUAUUGUUGGUGAUAAUUUAUCUGGUGAAAGGAUUUUCCAGUGCAACAAUAAAUCCACCCACCAAAUCUGCUACAUCCUGCAAUGGAGAUAUAAGUAGAUGCCUCCAAGAAUCCAUGCAGCGGGCUUUACCUACAUUUGCCGAAGGAAACCGUGAGAUAGAAGUGGAAAGACUCGAUCCACUGACUGUGCAACGAUUGGACCUAAAUUUUCCAGGGGGUCUAAAUAUUCAAUUUAGACAAGGCUAUGCGAAAGGUCUGCGGAAUUGUAUAGUUGACAAAGCAAGGCUAGUCGAAAAUGUUCUGGACACUGAAAUUGUUUGCAAUGUUUCUAUCAAUGGAAAAUAUAAGUCCACUGGUCGUCUUCUCAUGUUUCCAAUCAAUGGUGAUGGUGAUGCGUCAAUCAAAUGCAGAAAUGUAAGAAUUUCGAUUACAGUGACCCUAAAAUCUGUAGAAAAAGAACAUGGCAGUAAAUAUUUGGAGAUAGUUGAUAUUAAGACAAAACACAAAUUCGUCGGACGGAUCACAUAUAAAUUGACGAAUAUCUUCAAGGGCAGCCCUGAGACAAGCAAGUUGGUGAUGGAAUUUAUUAAUCAAAACUGGCGUUUGGUAGCAGAAGAGUUUGGCGACCCCAUUGUAGAGUUUGGUGUGACCAGGAUAAUGAGCAAUGUCAAACAGGCCCUUAAAAUGAUACCCGUAGAAAAAAUGUUAAGCUUUCCCUUAGAAUUUUAA
Messenger RNA from Chilo suppressalis (striped riceborer), 762 nucleotides. NCBI's taxonomy places the organism in Eukaryota, Metazoa, Arthropoda, Insecta, Lepidoptera, Crambidae. The record is from the annotation of a GenBank genome assembly.